UCUGACAUACUAAUCUAUGCUGUCUAUGAAACUAACCUUAAAAUUGGAGAUUUAUUUAUUUUUUAAUAAAUGUUGUAAAUAUAAUUUGCAAAUCUAUUGUAAAUUUAAAUACUGAAUUAACUAUGGAUUACCAUUACGAACAGACAAGUGAAGUGGAGGCGUUAGACUCGAUUUAUUAUGGAGAUAUGCAGAUUUUACAGACAAAGCCGAUGCACAAAUUCAGUAUACCGAUUAAGUCGGAAGGAUAUGAUGAUGGUGAAGGACUGGCAUGUGAGUUGGUGUUCACAUACACACCGAAAUAUCCUGAAGAGUUGCCUGUACUUGAGAUCAACACAGAUGAAAGUUUUGACGAGAUUGUGGACAAAAAUGAACUUUACAAUCAUUUGAUGGAACAAGGUAAAGAAAAUCUAGGCAUGGUAAUGAUAUUUACACUGGUGUCAGCGGGACAGGAGUGGCUCAAUGUGCAGUGGGACAGCAUCCAGAGAGAGCGGGAGGAAGAGGUUCUAGCUAAGAAGAAAGCUGAUGAAGAAGCAGAACAGAAAAGGUUUGAAGGCACGCGUGUGACGGUAGAAUCAUUCCUAGCGUGGAGAAAGCAGUUUGAAAUUGAAAUGGGUAUUCCUGCCAAAAGGGAGAAGGAAGGAAAAGACAAGAAUAAAUUAACAGGCAAAGAGUUGUUCCUGAGGGACACCACUCUUAAUGAAUCUGAUCUCAAAUUCCUUGAGGAUGGAGACGCAGUCAAAGUGGAUGAAUCAUUAUUUCAAGACUUGGAUGAUUUGGAGAUCUCAGAUGAUGACGACGAGGACUACGUGCCGGGACAGAGCAGCGAAAGCGAUUAACAAACAGCCUCGCGCCGUCAGUAGCGCAAACAAUGCAAACAUGGCCUUAACUCGCGUUAUAAUCCAUAACUUUUGAGAACGCACUCGCCAUAUUUGCUCUGUGUCAACUGUCAUGUCAAAUAUAAUGCAUAAACUUUAAGUUCUCACUCGCCAUAUUUGCUCCAUGUGUCAACUGGCAUGUCAUAAAUACGGUUUACCCUUAGAUUAAGGACUAAAAUUGUACUUUUGACAAAACUGUACUUUUGACAUGCCAUGACAGUUGAGCAAAAAUGGCGAAUGAGUUCUCAAAAUGUACGCACUAUGUUUUACCCUUAGAUUAAGAACUAAAAUCUGUGUAAAAAGUUUACACAGAGCAAAUAUGGCGAGUGCGUUCUCAAAAUGUAUGCACUAUAUAUUAUACUAAUUGUUCUAUUUCAUGAAGUCCGCUCGGCCUAGUUGCAGCACAGAAUACUCAAUAGUACGUUACAGGAACAAAAGGUUCCUAAGACAGUUACCCUGAUCUUAUUGGAUUUCUCCAUACUGUCCCAGUUAAAAAACACACUGUACAUUGGAGCCUGGUUGUAGUAGUGAGUGUAUCAAUAAGCAUUAAUGUGCUUGUGUGCGUACCGUAAACCGUCGCGGUCGAGACACUAAAACAAUGUGUACCUACAUGUGGUGCACACGCACACAAACAGCCAAACGGACUUCAUGAAAUAGCGCACCUAUAAUACAGUUAAUUUUUGUUCCAUACAUUUACGUAUAAGGUAAUUAGAAAGCUUUACAAAUAUGUUAUUUGUUAGCAUUUAAAUAGACAUGAAAAAAAGUAAUGGAAAUAUGAAAAACGCCAUAAAAGUUGGCACUCUGUUGAGAAUUCUCUAAAACCAUAUCCUUUUUUCAAACACUAAAAGGCUGUGAAAAAAUAUGAACAGUGAAUUCAACCAAAUAAGGGGCAGAAUUUGCUAUUGAUUACAAUGGUUUCAUUUUUUGUUAAUUUUCUUUUCUUUGGUGCCUGUGAAGUGCGAAUUUUGUAUACUGUACACUUUACCUAAAGACAUGUCUGGGUUUUAACAGAGCUGUAAUUUUUUUAUUUUGAAUU
Molecule: messenger RNA, 1911 nt
Organism: Maniola jurtina (meadow brown)
Lineage: Eukaryota; Metazoa; Arthropoda; Insecta; Lepidoptera; Nymphalidae
Product: RWD domain-containing protein 1
Exons: 5
Coding region: 123-836 (237 amino acids)
Biological process (GO): cytoplasmic translation
Molecular function (GO): protein binding
Source: RefSeq, a predicted model, not a curated record